This is a messenger RNA of Lichtheimia ornata, 1533 nucleotides long. RefSeq lists its product as uncharacterized. The record is from RefSeq and is a predicted model, not a curated record. The coding region runs from base 1 to 1533 and encodes 510 amino acids. The transcript is spliced from 6 exons. Gene Ontology annotation, biological process: lipoprotein biosynthetic process. NCBI's taxonomy places the organism in Eukaryota, Fungi, Mucoromycota, Mucoromycetes, Mucorales, Lichtheimiaceae. Gene Ontology annotation, cellular component: membrane.
AUGCACCCACUUUUACGUGAUCAUUGGCUUGUGGUGCCCUUGUUUGCAAUAGGCAUCUUUGCCACAGGAUUCCAUGCUAUUCCCAUUCUCACGGCCCUUUACCCUGCUUUACUACUACACUAUUCACGCAAGCAAUGGCGCAAUGUCUUGUUUGCCUAUGUCAUUGCAAGCCUUUCAACGACGCUAGCUAUCAUGGGCAUGUUUGACGGCGAUGCAGAAGCACCUUCAUUCCAACAUCCGGGCACUGUGUUUGGGCUCUCUCUUUUCGGUAACGUGGUGGUGCUUUGGUGUCUAGCAGUCGACCAUUUUAUGCAGCACACUUGCAUUUGGCAGCGUAUACUUGUUUUCCCUUGUCUAUGGGCUGGUAGUUGGUUGCUGUUUACUGCACUCGCUCCAUUCGGUGAUAUCUAUGUCUAUUCUAAUCCUGUAUUGGGGUGGUCCGAUCUCGUACAAGCUGCUGCAACUAUUGGUGGAAGACCCAUGAUUGAUUUUGUAUUGGCACUUGGCAGCACUAUUCUUCUCGAGCUCAAGCAUUCGUGGGAGGCCCCUGUAUUCCUUCGAGAUGAGGAGGAUGCUGGUGAACCUAUCUCGAAUCCUAUUCACUUUUGGAAAUCACCAACCCCUCUUUAUGCUAUCUUCAUUGGUAUCCUCUUGUUCUAUGGUGGUAUUCAGACAAGCAUUUACCCUGGUUCAUUCUUCCAAGUCGGUUAUCCUGAUUAUGUACCCGAAACUGUGCCUGUGGGUUGCGUUGUAGGCCCUGGUAACAUUAAUCAGGAAUUGCAAUUGCAGCAUGAACACUGGUUCAACAAGACAACCAAGCUUGCCGAGGCAGGCGCAAAGAUGAUAUUGUGGUCUGAGGAAACGGCACAAGUGCAUGAUCCAGAUGAGGAAGCAUCAUUGCUACAACGUGGAAAGGAUAUCGCCAAAGAGCAAUCCGUAUACAUUGCCUUAACGUACGACUUACUUGGACCCAUUCAGCAAAACAAGCUUGUUCUCAUCACUCCCAAAGGUGAUAUCGGCAUCGACUAUAUCAAAGCUCAUCCUGUACCCUUUGUGGAACCUCAACCAGCGGGUCCAAAUGUUUUGCCUUUUGUUGAUACUCCAGAGUUUGGUCGUGUUGGUGCUGCUAUCUGCUUUGAUUUCAAUUUUCCAUCAUUCAUGUUGCAAAGUAGCAAGAACAAGAUUGAUUUGAUGCUUCAAGCAUCUUGGACAUGGGGUCCAAUUGGUACAUAUCAUAGCCAAGGCAAUGCAUUAAGAGCGGUUGAGAAUGGCUUUACUAUGCUACGUUGUGGAUCACAAGGUCUAUCCGGGGUAUUUGAACCAGUAGCCAAUGGACUCUUUACACAACAUCUACCUUCGGUUAAUGACAACGACUAUAUCUUCAAUCUGCCACUGCGUAAGAGAAGAUGGACACUCUAUGGUUUUAUUGGUGAUGCAUUUGGCUAUGUAUGCUUAGGAUUAGGUGUUGCUGCUGCCGGCUAUCGUUUGUAUAAGAUCAUACAGGAAAGAAGGUCGUCCAACAUCGAGAUUUAG